AUGAUCAUUCCCCAGUUCGUUGCCGAAAACAUCCAGGCCAUGAUGGCCGUUUCCGACGUGUGUCCUACGGAGCUCGUUGAAAACUCCCUAUACAAGAGAGACUUAAACCAGGCCUGGGACGAUACCAAGAACGGAUGGAACAAGUGCAUGGACAAAAAAUGGUGCAAAAUUGUGGUGAUUGUGUGUAUCAUCAUCGGUGGUCUAUUCGUGUUCUGGUUGCUUUCGACUAUCUUCCAGCUGAUCUGCUGUGGAGUGAAGUGUAUUGACGCCAUGUGCUGCUGCUGCUGCAGAGGAAGAAGGAAGACAAAGGAAGUGAUAUACAAGGAACAGCCGGCACCUACGUCACAAGGAAACGCCUACACCAAUCCAAACAUGUACUAUCAGCAGAACUCCAAUCCAUUUGCUGACCGAAAUAGGUACCAACAACAACAUUACUAG
Messenger RNA from Ogataea parapolymorpha DL-1, 438 nucleotides. RefSeq lists its product as uncharacterized. The record is from RefSeq and is a predicted model, not a curated record. Bases 1 to 438 code for a protein of 145 amino acids. Gene Ontology annotation, cellular component: plasma membrane; cellular bud neck. NCBI's taxonomy places the organism in Eukaryota, Fungi, Ascomycota, Pichiomycetes, Pichiales, Pichiaceae. The transcript has a single exon.